This is a messenger RNA of Triticum turgidum subsp. durum (durum wheat), 348 nucleotides long. The record is from the annotation of a GenBank genome assembly. Lineage: Eukaryota; Viridiplantae; Streptophyta; Magnoliopsida; Poales; Poaceae.
AUGCUCACCAUGCCCACGGUCGACGCCACAGAGAAGUUCAUCCAGGAGGAAGAGACCUCGGGAAGCAACAGCCCGUCGCCGACGGCCAGGGAGCGGCGGCGCCGCGGCGGCUACAGCCUACACGUGAAGCCGUGCGGCGGGCUGAAGAGGAGGAUGCCAGCUGCAGACUCCGGUGGCGACCACCGUGCCGUAGAGGCGACGCGCGAGGCGCUGGCGCUGGCUGCAGGAGAGCCUCGUCGUGGUAAAGGAGUCAGGGGACCCGGACUUCCCGGCGAUCAUGGCGGAGAUGAUCACGCCGCCGAGCACAACCACGCCAUCGUCGCCGCGUUCCGAACCACGGCGUCGUGA